Messenger RNA from Effrenium voratum, 515 nucleotides. NCBI's taxonomy places the organism in Eukaryota, Dinophyceae, Suessiales, Symbiodiniaceae. The record is from the annotation of a GenBank genome assembly.
AUGCCGGAGUCUGCACUGUCCCGGUCCGCCUCGGAGGGCCGAGUGUCCGAGGACCGCGCAGCCAGGAAGCUGGACCUGCGAAGGCGCGCCAAGGAGAUCGUGGCCUUGAACUCCCUCUACGCGCAGUCGAGCUCGGGGAGCCUGCAACAUGCAGCCCUCCCACGGAUCCGGCGGGUGCUGGAGGCUCAAGAGGAACUCCUGGCUGAGCAGGCAGACCAGAACUUAGGCAACAUCCGCGACAAGCACUGGGCCCGAGACCGCUUGCGCCGCGAGAAGGCGUAUGCCGCGCAGCUGCCAGCCCCGGAGGUUGGGAAGAAAUGGGUCCUACGGCGCGGCACGUGGUUCUACGAGGGCGGCCCGGAGCCUGAAAAGCUGCCAGCAGACGAGGCCAUGGACAAGUUUGUGAAGGAGGAAGAAGCCAGAGGGCGAGGGCCUCGCUGGGAGAACGGGAUCGCGAAAGCAGGACUGAUGAGGAGAUGGAACCAGCGGAAUCCCUUCGGCGGCUUCUUCGACGA